CUUAGAUGUUGGUAUUGAUGUUUCAACUUGUUCCUAGUCAUCACUAAGUUAAUGCUAUCACUGUCCUCCUCCUUUUCUUAAUAAAGUUACCAAAUGAGCUUCUGCCAAUUAAAUCAUGUUAAGUGCUGCAAGUUCAUCGAGUAUGAAAUAUAUAUUGCAGUCUGGUGAGAAAUUUGAAUGCUCUGGAUACACUAAACUGGAGGGAUGGUCAAUGUAACAGUUUGUGUGAGGUUUAGACCCUUGAGUCUUAGUGAGAAAAGACUUCAUGGCGACAGUAUCUGCAUUCAGGCUUUGAACACUCAGUCUUUUACACUCAAGGAUGAGAAGGAAGAAGAUAUUACAUUUUGCUUUGACAGAGUCUUCUAUCAAGAUUCUGAGCAAGUAGAUGUCUACGACUUUCUUGCUAUGCCGAUAAUUGAAGGGGCUGUGAAUGCAAUAAAUGGAACCAUUAUCGCUUAUGGACAGGUAAGAUGUAACAGAGCCAAACAUUCUUGUGCACAAUGUUGACAUUGCCACUCUAGCCUUCCUUACUAUUUUGCUUUUGAUGUGCAUAUGCUGCAUUAGCAAGUAGAAGCUUCUAUUUUGAUGUCACAUUUUAAGCUUUGCAACGAUUAGUUUGUAUACUUUAACUAGGUACUUUCUGGAUAAUCACUUGUUUUGGAGCUACUCUCAGCAGUAACAAUAUGUACUUCAAGAACUUGUGGUGAUAAGAAAACAUCUGUGGAAAUAGAACUCCUGAAGAACAGGAACAGGUGCUUAAAAUGAUGACAACACAAGUCCAUAACCAUCCGGUUGA
Molecule: messenger RNA, 796 nt
Organism: Musa acuminata AAA Group (dessert banana)
Lineage: Eukaryota; Viridiplantae; Streptophyta; Magnoliopsida; Zingiberales; Musaceae
Product: kinesin-like protein KIN-1
Exons: 3
Coding region: 205-507 (100 amino acids)
Biological process (GO): microtubule-based movement
Molecular function (GO): microtubule binding; microtubule motor activity; ATP binding
Source: RefSeq, a predicted model, not a curated record